UCAGACCCUCCAAAGACACAUGUGACCCAUUACCCCAGACCUGAAGGUAAGGUCACCCUGAGGUGCUGGGCCCUGGGAUUCUACCCUGCUGACAUCACCCUGACCUGGAAGAAGGAUGAGGAGGAACUGACCCAGGACAUGGAGAUGGUGGAGACCAGACCUGCAGGGGAUGGAACCUUCCAGAAGUGGGCAGCUGUGGAGGUGCCUAUUGGAGAGGAGCAGAGAUACACAUGCCAUGUGGAGCAUGAGGGUCUGCCUGAGCCCCUCACCCUGAGAUGGGAGCCUCCUCAGUCCACUGUCCCCAUCAUGGCAGUCAUUGCUGUUCUGGUUCUCCUUGGAGCUGUGAUCAUCAUUGGAGCUGUGGUGGCUGUUGUGAGGAAGAGGAAGGGAAAAGCAGGUGGAAAAGGAGGGAACUAUGCUCCAGCUCCAGCUUGAAGACAGCUGCCAGGCAUAGAUGGAGUGACAGACAGUGUGUUCAGGCCUCUCCUGGGACAUCCAGGGCCCCUCAGUGCACCCUCACCAACAGUGUCUGAUGUUCCCUGUGAUCUUAUGGACUCAAUGUGAAGAACUGGGAGCCCAGCCCAGCCCUGCACACCAGGACCCUGUCCCUGCACUGCCUGUGUUCCCUUCCAUGGCCAACCCUCCUGUUCCAGCAGACAGGAGGGGACAUCUCCAUCCUGUCACCUCCAUGCUGGCCUGAGCUGCAACUCCUGACUUUCCCCACUGAAAACAGAGAUCUCAGUUUGAACUUGAUUGUUCACAUCCUUGAUCUGACAGGUUGAUUGGCUGUUAAAUAAAUUAUUGAGAUACUGAGAGUUUGAGGAGGAAAUAAAUGGCAGCAUGGAGAAA
Mesocricetus auratus (golden hamster) is the source of this 849-nucleotide messenger RNA. Its product is annotated as H-2 class I histocompatibility antigen, alpha chain-like. Gene Ontology annotation, molecular function: peptide antigen binding; signaling receptor binding. The coding region runs from base 139 to 435 and encodes 98 amino acids. Gene Ontology annotation, biological process: antigen processing and presentation of endogenous peptide antigen via MHC class I via ER pathway, TAP-independent; antigen processing and presentation of endogenous peptide antigen via MHC class Ib; positive regulation of T cell mediated cytotoxicity. Gene Ontology annotation, cellular component: external side of plasma membrane. Lineage: Eukaryota; Metazoa; Chordata; Mammalia; Rodentia; Cricetidae. The transcript is spliced from 4 exons. The record is from RefSeq and is a predicted model, not a curated record.